Messenger RNA from Parnassius apollo (apollo), 1593 nucleotides. The record is from the annotation of a GenBank genome assembly. Lineage: Eukaryota; Metazoa; Arthropoda; Insecta; Lepidoptera; Papilionidae.
UUGCUAGCGUCGUUAAACGAACUCAAGAACUUCGGAGCGUUUGUCACAAAGUUCGAGCAGUCCGACGCGGAGUAUGGACGACGGCAAGAAUUGCUGUUGAGCAGCUUCUACGAAUGCGGAUUUAUAUUUGAAGCACAGGAGCAAUUUUACCGAUGCAAGGUCCACGGCUGUGAUGGAAGAUUCAAUGAUACGUCCUGGAUCAAUUACGCCAUACCCAUGGACAGCGAGAGGCAGCGUCCAGAAACGUGCAGACGAUAUGCGAGCCUGAACACAACAGUACUACAGUGUUCGCCCGAUGAGUUCUCCACUAACAAAACUGUUCCUUGCGACAGUUUCGUAUAUGAAGAGGGUCAUUCCUUCGUAAAAGAGUUUGAUCUAGGCUGCAAAGAAUGGAAAAGGGCGCUUGUGGGCACUGUCCACAACUCCGGCAUGUUCGCCGCCAUGUUGGUAAUGGGCGCCAUCUCCGAUCGCUUUGGUCGGAAAGUAGCUGUGGGUAUAGCGUCCGGCGCAAGUUUGGUAUUCGGUAUCGCCAGAGCAUUUACUCAAGAUUACUUGACAUACUUGGCAAUGCAUUUCCUAGAGGCUGGACUUGGAGGAGGGUUGUACCCUUCUGCCUAUGUACUAGUUGUGGAAUUAGUGGGUCUAAAGCAACGUGUGAUAGUGUCCGCAAUGUGCAACAUGACAUUCGUGGUUGGCGUAGUUCUAAUCGCGCUACUUGCCUGGUUCGUUGACAACUGGCGCACAUAUAUCUUUAUACUCUACAGCCCUGCAAUAUUAGUCUGCAUUUACGUGUGGUUUAUGAACGAAAGCGCAAGAUGGCUACUCAGUAAAGGAAGGCGGGAAGACGCUGUCAAAAUAUUAAAAAGUGCCGCUAAAAUGAAUAACCUCGAUCCGCGUAAACUUGAAUUGGACGCGUUAGCAGACCCGCUUCUCAAGCCGGAGAAUCAAACUGGUGAUAAAAAAUCACAAUUUUCGAAAGCAAUCCGUUCGAGUAUAAUUUGGAAGAGACUUGUGAUAUGCUCAUUUUUAUGGAUGACCUGCUCGUUGGUGUAUUAUGGGCUGUCAAUAAACUCUGUAUCUCUAAGUGGUAAUAAAUAUGUGAGCUUUAUGCUGGUGGUGUUGGUAGAGAUCCCGGCUUAUGUAGUUGUUGUGAUUGUUUUGGACAAGUAUGGAAGGAAAAAGACAUUGAUAGUGAACUAUGUUACUUGUGCUGUUACGAGUUUGCUGUUCGCAUUUUUGCCGCGAUCUGACUGGUGGUCGAUCGCUCUGUACCUGAUCGGCAAGUGGAGCGUCACGCUCGCCUACAGCUCCGUCUACAUCUACGUGUCGGAAGUCUUCCCCACCAACAUGAGACAGACACUAAUUAGUUUUUGUUCGACUGCCGGAAGAAUAGGAUCUCUUAUUGCACCAUUGACACCCUUAUUGUCCGUGUACCACAAAUCAAUGCCGACAGUGAUAUUCGGUGGGAUGUGUAUCAUAUCAAGCAUGUUGGUGUUAAUGCUGCCUGAAACAAGGAACAUGAGGCUACCUGACACAAUAGAAGAAGCAGAAGAACUUUCUAGAAUGAAAACCAGAUCUGUCGCUAGCUCCUAA